AUGGAUAGAAUGCCCAAAACAACCAAACAGAUCUUCAUAUUAUCAGGUCAAAGCAACAUGGCCGGUCGCGGCGGUGUUUACAAAGACCACCACCACCACAAUCACCAGUACUGGGACAAGGUAGUCCCACCAGAAUGCCAACCAAAUCAAGACAUCCUCCGUCUAUCAGUAAAACUCCAAUGGGAACAAGCACAGGAACCACUCCAUGCUGACAUCGACUCAAAAAAGGUCUGUGGGGUUGGUCCCGGCAUGUCAUUUGCUAACAUGGUGCGGGAAAAGAUGGGGGCGGUGGUUGGGUUGGUGCCGUGUGCGGUGGGUGCCACGGCCAUCAAACAGUGGGCGCGUGGAGAGUUGUUGUAUGAGAAUAUGGUGAGAAGAGCUAAAGAGAGCGUCGAAGAUGGUGGGGAAAUCAAGGGGUUGCUGUGGUACCAAGGUGAGAGUGACACGUCUCAUAUUCAUGAUGCUGAUGUUUACCAGGGGAACAUUGAGAAGCUUAUUAAGAACGUUAGAGAGGAUCUUGGUCUGCCUUCACUCCCAAUUAUUAUGGUAGCAAUUAUAUCGGGAGAUGGUAAGUAUGAGGAAAAGGUGAGAGAAGCACAACUGAGGAUUAAUCUACCAAAUGUGGUAUGCGUGGAUGCCAAGGGAUUAGGUCUCCAAGAGGAUCGUCUUCACUUAACAACUGAAGCUCAGGUUAAGUUGGGCCAUCUGUUGGCAGAUGCUUACCUUAACAAUUUUGCAUCAUCAUGGAAACGUUUCUUUUCUUGUCUGCUUUGCUUAGCUUAA
Molecule: messenger RNA, 783 nt
Organism: Dovyalis caffra
Lineage: Eukaryota; Viridiplantae; Streptophyta; Magnoliopsida; Malpighiales; Salicaceae
Source: the annotation of a GenBank genome assembly